This is a messenger RNA of Protopterus annectens (West African lungfish), 4507 nucleotides long. RefSeq names its product ring finger protein 217 (gene RNF217). The transcript has 6 exons. Gene Ontology annotation, cellular component: cytoplasm; ubiquitin ligase complex. Lineage: Eukaryota; Metazoa; Chordata; Ceratodontiformes; Protopteridae. Bases 226 to 1911 code for a protein of 561 amino acids. Gene Ontology annotation, biological process: protein polyubiquitination; positive regulation of proteasomal ubiquitin-dependent protein catabolic process; ubiquitin-dependent protein catabolic process. Gene Ontology annotation, molecular function: ubiquitin protein ligase activity; ubiquitin conjugating enzyme binding; zinc ion binding. The record is from RefSeq and is a predicted model, not a curated record.
UCAGGUUACGUGUUACCACUGGUUUCUGAAUAAGAUCGUAUAAAAUCAUUCCCUUCUGUAGGUGUGAAACUAGUGAAAAUGCUAUACGUCCCAAAACCAAGAUAGUGAGGCUAAGCAAUUAAGUGGCAGCUGAGGGACCCGGAAGCAGAAACAGAUUGGGUUCUAUGUUUUUGUUUGGAAUGCACGAGCGAAAGGAGAUCCUGAAUGGGAAGUUAAACACUAGGAAUGGAAGAUGAAAACAUCGGUGUGACCGCUGUUGUGAAAGAAAUGCUUACUUUUAGCCUGAAGGAGGAUGGUCAAUAUGGAGCAAGGAAGAGCCUGACCGGUGAGACGCUGGACUUGGGGCAACAGCUACAGCUGACGGACACUCAGACUCCGCAUGGAAAUGACAGCGAGAAUAGUGCCAACAGCGACGCGACUGUUAACCAAAGCCACUGUAGUGUGGGAAGAGAAGGAAGCAGACGGUUGUCCCAGGUGACAGGGACAUCAGUUGCCAACAACGACGAUCGGUCGCUGAGAACUCCGAAGGCUGGGACAGUCUGUGGGGAUAGCGUUAGGGAUGGGGUCGUGAUUGAUGUUACCCGUUUGGAUGUUGGAACUCUAAAUUCUACGUUAUCCGAGGAUGGGAUCCGUGGCAAGGACCUAGGGGGUCAAGUUUGGCCGAAUGGAAAUGACACUGAUUUACUGUCAUCGUUGCUCAUUAAACAAAGUGCAACGCAAUCGGCCUCCGAGUUAUCUGAAGUUACAGGGACAACUAGUAACAAUAAUAAUGCCAAAGAACCAGGUAAUGGGGCUGGGACAUCUGUGCAGAGUGUGGGAUACGGGACGCCUGGCAAUAAGCCUGUGAUUUGCACUGUUUACUGUAUCGAGACAGAUGAUGAGAGGUUUCCUGCGUCUAGCUAUAGCGAACAAGUCAGCCCAUCUGAUUUAGAACAGGUAGUAGGGCUGGCCACUCCUGAUGACAAUGUUUCUCACGUUCGCGUUGGCGAAAAUGGGCUUCAGGACCCUUUGCCGAUGUUAAACUUGGAGAGCCAGUCUGGUUUGGGGAGUUAUAACCUUUUUACAACUUGUCGUAUUUGCUUGGAAGAGCAAAUGAUCAAACCACUACCCUGUUGCAAGAAAACAGUAUGCGAUGAGUGCCUGAAAAACUACUUGAGCUCACAGGUAUAUCUUGGACAAGCUCAGAUCAAGUGCCCAAUAACAGAGUGUAAAGAGCUCUUAGAUGAGAUGCUGAUUGUGUCAAACCUGCGCCAUGAUGAAAUUGUUAAAUACAAGUAUUUUUUGGAGCUUAGUAGGAUGGACAUGAAUACCAAACCCUGCCCGCAGUGCAAGCACUUUACUGUCUUUGAAAAUAGAGGUCACUUUCCAACCCCCACCAAAAUCGAAAACAAGUAUAAAAUCCAGUGCCCAGAAUGUCAGUUUAUUUGGUGUUUCAGGUGUCACGCUCCUUGGCAUGAAGGACUGAACUGUAAAGAUUACAGAAAAGGAGAUAAACUGUUGCGCCAUUGGGCCAGUGAGAUUGAACAUGGGCAAAGGAAUGCUCAGAAGUGUCCAAAGUGCAGGAUACAUAUCCAAAGGACAGAAGGCUGUGAUCACAUGAUGUGCACACAGUGUAACACUAAUUUCUGUUACCGUUGUGGAGAGAGAUACCGACAGCUACGUUUUUUUGGUGAUCAUACUUCAAACCUCAGUAUUUUUGGAUGCAAAUAUCGCUACCUCCCUGAAAGACCUCACUUACGCCGACUAGUUCGUGGCUCUGUCUGUGCUGGGAAAUUACUGAUUGCUCCGCUCUUGCUCAUUGUGGUGCUGGCACUAGGAGCUGUAGCAUUUGUUAUAGGUGUGUUUGCAUUUCCUGUCUACUUCCUUUGUAAAAGACAGAGAAAAAGGACACGGACUGGUAUGCCAAUGUGAAAAUUAAGAGAUUGGACCCCUUGUUCUUUUUUAACAGGAUGCUCAUGCAAGGACAGUUUAAGCUGCAUACCUGAGCGCAGCACUGUGUGUCUGGCAUCAAGUUGCAGAGAUCUGGAAUCAGUAGAAAAAGCAGCAGCGACCUACACUGUCUCACCUUCUGUCUUGUUUACAAAUCUGCCUUUGUAGACUGCAUUGUUAUCAUUCUCUGGCACACCAAUGAACUCAUUGGUAACAGAUUGUCGGGGAACUGUGAUGCUGUGACUACUUUUUUGCGGGGACAGGUUUAACAUCACAUUACAGCAUAGUCCCAUUAGCAGGACCGUAAAGAAAACAUGUUAACUUAUUAAAGAUUAUUUUUCCAGACAGGUUUACUUUAAAGGGAGAGAGACUUUUUGCAGAGCAUUCAUCAUGUCUUCUGGUGUGUUUCCAUGCAAAAGAAGUGCACUGACUAAAUGAGAUAAUGGCAUCUCUCGACUUUCCGAUGAGCUUAGGUAGUCUGAUGACCACAGAAUCCUACAGGGAGAAGCCAUUUGCUGCUAUAUAGUUUUGUGUAAGCCAUCUUUGUCUUAUUUUCAGCAGGCAAUGGUCAAGAAGUGCGAGUCUUCCCUGAUUUUAAUUAUCUGCUAAUGUGCUAAAAAAUGGCUUCUGGAAGCAGUUGCUGUUUAGAGAAGGGGUAACAUCUUUAACCACUGAAAUUGGUGUUUGUAGCACAGAUUCAUGCUGGGGGUUCGAUGACAGCUAUACUGUGUGAAGGAAUUGAUUUAAUAGUAAAACAUGAAACCUUUGCCACGGGUUAUCAUGUUUCAGCAUCUAAAAAAUGUUUAAUUCCUUAACUGAAGAGCAAAUAUGGUUCACUGCCUGUAGUAGAGCUUAAGAAUUGACAGAGAGUACUGUCUGAAGACAUACUUGUGAGCUGUGUGCAGGUUACCUAGUGUAGAUGUACUUGCACCCCACAAAUUCAUCUUAAAUACUUCUCCCACAGAAUCUAAUCUGUCAGUGUAGGCUUGUGAACAGACCGCAACAGCUGUACUCAGACUUAUUCAGGCAGAUGUAUAGUAUAUGGAUUGAUUAAUAACUCGCUGGUUCUGCCAGGUUUUCAGGGGUCAGAUUUUCUUUCCAUUUCUGGCUCAAGUAGAGCAACUGGUGUUACUCAUACUAGCUGCAAGUGCACUUUAAAGAACCAUUGAUACUGUUAGAAGAAUACUUUAAUGCUGGACACAAAACAAUUGAUGCAUUUAAAUAGUUGAUUUUUUAUUCCUUUUUAUUUAUUACUCUGUUGAAACGUGGACUCAGGAUAACUGUGCUUCAAGGUUCAUCUGUUGCCACAACUUCUUCCCAGUUUGAUGUCCUUAACUUUUUAUAUAAAUUGUGCUUCUUGCAGAUGCUCUAUAGAAACAAAUUGUGCAGUUGGGGGGAAAAGUGACUGUAGCAAGUACAACAAUUCAUCAUGUGCUUAUAUAGGUAAACAAGUGCCAAGCAACAAGGGUAAAUAUUGGAAAUGAGUAUGACAGAACUAGAAUCAAUAUCAUACUCAUAGAGUAAGGGGGGGCUGCAGUAUUAUUCAGUGAGAAAAGACCACAGAAUGUGAAACGCACUUCCAAAAAUUCCUUUUUGAUUUAACCUGCCUGAAUACUCAGGAUAUUAAUUUUUGAGGACUGUCUCCAUUACGACUGAUGGAGAGGAAAGUGGAGGAAAAAUAAAAAUAAAAAAACAAAAUGUGACUUAAUAUUACAUUUUCUAAGUGUUUCCCAAAAUAUACAAUGCUGCACAUUGUUUUAAAUUGGUGCCUAAAACUUGGACUACUGCUUUACUCGUAUUCUGUUUUCAGUAUGUAAAAUUAUAGAAUGUUGCUGGUGAGAGGAUGUCAGAAUUUUUACAUUUUACUAGCUUGCCGCUUAUAUACAACUAUAAAAUAAAAGACAUAUGCAGCAUAUGUUGUAAUAAGUACCUUACUCUUCAAAGGGUAUGAUUUAGAAGUCAUGCUGGGGUGGAAAGAAUAUUUAAGUUCAGAAUUAAUACAAAUGUUAAAGAAGUGUAUCCAUUUUUUUAUAGACAGCAUAAACCUCUCACUCUUCCAAUGACUUGAGCAACCCGUAGCCUUCAUAUUUUUACAGGAGGAUAAGAAAUCUCAGGCACAACAUCAGCAUUAUGAUGCAUGAAGAGAAAUCUCAGAAACUGGGUAAAAUUCAGCUAUAUAAAUCUGAUUUAAGGUUGAACUUCAAAGCACUCACUGCCUUAGGGCUAACCACUAAUCAUAGUACAGUACAUUUUCACAGUACAGUGCUGCUGGCACCCAAGCACAGCUUUGGAUCAACAGCCCUUGAUGUGUGAUUUUUUAAUAUUUGUCCUUUUGCAAUGAGUUUGAAAAGCAAUCCAUUCUCACUUGAUUCAGACAUACUUUUCUAAUGAUAAAGAAUUCAGCAGAUUUUUCCCCCUUUAUUCUUUUGAAAAGUUCUGUUACGUCUUUUGUUUUUCUUAAACUGUCCUAAAGUAGGGAGAACAGUUUUCAAAAUAACUGAUUGUGUAGAUUACUUGUCUGGUAGCGUUGCUGUUACUGAAUAAAAUGCCUCUUUUAGAACAUUAUUAAACUCUUGGU